Aureobasidium musti is the source of this 708-nucleotide messenger RNA. NCBI's taxonomy places the organism in Eukaryota, Fungi, Ascomycota, Dothideomycetes, Dothideales, Saccotheciaceae. The record is from the annotation of a GenBank genome assembly.
AUGCCAGACAUUACAUUGUACUUUCUGCAGGCUUCGCGUUGUAUACGCACAGCCUGGCAACUCGAAGAACUAGGCCUGGACUACAAAGUCGAGUUCUCGGAGCGCGAGAACGGAAAAGCACCCCAACACUUCAAGGACAACUCUGGCGAUGCAUUGGGCAAAUUUCCUUUGCUCAAAGAUGGAGAUUUGACAGUGGGAGAAAGUGGUGCUAUCGCCGAGUAUGUCGAGUCCUGCGAGAUCCAUUCAUGUGCUCAAAUCGUUGAUGAGAACACAGANUACUUAUGCGAAAAAUACGAUACCUCGAAUAAACUGCUUCCCAAAGAAGAGGCCACACGCGUGCAAUGUCUACGCUGGCUCCACGCAUCGGAAGCCACGUAUGCGCUGCACGCACUAGCCAUCCUCUACACGCGCUGGUUUGGCGCCGACAACCCAGGCGCAGCCGAGAAGAUCGAAGAAGGCAUGUCAGUGAACGUGUGCAAAGACAUGGACUUCCUAGAAGCACACUUGAGCAACAGCCCUGAAAAGUUUCUGGUCGGAGACAGUGUCACAGUGGCUGAUUGUAUGAUGCUGUUCUCGGCGCAGUUCAUUUUGGCAAGGCAGUUGGGGACCAAGGGGAAGAAGUGGGACAGGAUUGAGAAAUGGAUCGCCGACUGUGAAGACACGGAGAGCUACAAGCGUGCUGUUCAGAAGACAGGCCACAAGCUGUAG